UUGGGAGGACUUUAAAUAGGUGGCUAUUCCUAAUUCUUCUACAAAAAAAGCUGAGUGUAUUCAUUGUAAGACGAAGCUUACAAUCAACAAGACUGGUUCUGAGUAUCCAACAUCCAAUCUUUUCUUACCUCAACUUAUUGAAAUUGGGAGCUAAUGUUGAAGGUUCAGGUGACUUUUUCUUGCAAGAAAUGAAAGACAAAAUGACAAAGAAAUUUGAUAAGUAUUGGGGAUCUUGCAACAUAAUGAUUUCAAUAGCAGCUGCGUUAGAUCCUAGAAAUAAGAUGAAAUACAUUGAGCAUUGUGCUAGCAAUUUCUUUUCUGAAGCUGACGGAGUAUUAUUUAAAGUCACAGUUCGUGAGACUUUAAAUAAUCUCUAUGCCGAGUAUGUUGAGGAAUAUAGAGCUGGUAGUAGUAUUGGAAGGAGUUGCAGUAGUGAAAAUGAUGUUAUUGCUAGUGAAAGGGGCAGUGCUAGUGUUUUGAUAGGAUCUAAUCCAAGUAAUUAUGCUGGAUAUCUUCAAACUGUUGAUGAUGUUGAAGAUUUGAAAUCUGAUUUGGAUACCUAUUUUGAAGAAAAAGUCAUCAAAUGGAAAGAGCCUGGACAUUUUGAUGUCAUUAUGUGGUGGAAAUUGAAUAGUCAAAAGUUUAUAAUAUUAUCAAAGAUGGCUUGUGACGUGUUGUCGAUUCCGAUCACUACUGUUGCUUCAAAGUCUGCAUUUAGUGCGUGUGGUCGAGUUAUAGAACCACAUCGAGCCUCUCUAGCAGUAGAUACAGUGCAAAUGUUACUUUGUGCCGGGGAUUGGUUGCGAGCUACUUAUGGGAUUAAGGGGAAAAAGAAGGAUGACAUUCAAGACAUCAAAGAAUAUACAAUGUCUUGAGAGUUUUGUGAAGAAACAUUGGAUGAGAAUUGCAAGGAGCUUCAAGAUCAAAUGCCAUGUUUUAUAAAUAUUGUGUAAUUUUGAUUCUUUUUGUGGAUUUAUUUUGUGAUUUUGCAUUGUGGAUUGAAAUUUUUGGAAUGACUACAUAACAAAUUUUAUUUAUUAU
Salvia miltiorrhiza (redroot sage) is the source of this 1041-nucleotide messenger RNA. Its product is annotated as zinc finger BED domain-containing protein RICESLEEPER 2-like. The coding region runs from base 189 to 875 and encodes 228 amino acids. The transcript is spliced from 4 exons. NCBI's taxonomy places the organism in Eukaryota, Viridiplantae, Streptophyta, Magnoliopsida, Lamiales, Lamiaceae. Gene Ontology annotation, molecular function: protein dimerization activity; DNA binding. The record is from RefSeq and is a predicted model, not a curated record.